This is a messenger RNA of Tupaia belangeri chinensis (Chinese tree shrew), 2697 nucleotides long. RefSeq names its product carboxylesterase 4A (gene CES4A). The transcript is spliced from 14 exons. NCBI's taxonomy places the organism in Eukaryota, Metazoa, Chordata, Mammalia, Scandentia, Tupaiidae. The coding region runs from base 7 to 1668 and encodes 553 amino acids. The record is from RefSeq and is a predicted model, not a curated record.
CGGAGCAUGUGGGGGAUUCUAUGCUUGAGCCUCACUCUCUGCCUCAUGGUGCAGACGUCCCUAGGUGCCUCGUACAACAAGGAUCCUCUAGUGGUUACUAAACACGGCACUCUCCAAGGAAAACAGAUGCACGUGGGGAAGAUGCCUAUCCACGUCUUCCUAGGAGUCCCCUACUCCAGACCUCCUGUGGGAGCCCGAAGGUUUGCUCCCCCAGAGCCCCUGGAGCCCUGGGAAGGAAUCAGAGAUGCCACCAGCUACCCACCUGCGUGCGUUCAGGAGUCCUGGGGGCAGAUGACCUCCAUGUACUUGAGCACGCGGAAGCAAUACAAGUGGCUGCGCUUCAGUGAGGACUGUCUGUACCUGAACAUUUACGCGCCAGUGCGCGCGCGUGGGGACCCUCCGCUGCCAGUGAUGGUCUGGUUCCCGGGAGGGGCCUUCCUCGUCGGCUCCGCUUCCACCUAUGAGGGCUCAGAGUUGGCGGCCCGCGAGAAAGUGGUGCUGGUGCUUCUGCAGCACAGGCUUGGCAUCCUGGGCUUCCUGAGCACUGGCGACAGCCAGGCCCGAGGGAACUGGGCGCUGCUGGACCAAGUGGCGGCUCUGCGCUGGGUGCAAGAGAAUAUCUGGGCUUUUGGCGGAGACCCGGACUGCGUGACUCUGUUUGGCCAGUCGGCAGGAGCCAUGUGCAUCUCAGGACUGAUGAUGUCACCCUUAGCCCGGGGCCUCUUCCAUCGGGCCAUUUCCCAGAGUGGCACCGCAGCAUUGAAAGUCUUCAUCACUGCCAAUCCACUGAAGGUGGCUGAGAAGAUUGCCCGCCUGGCUGGCUGCAGCCACAGCAGCACACAGAUCCUGGUAGACUGCCUGAGGGCACAGUCAACGGCUGAGCUGAUGCACAUAUCUAAGAAGAUGAGAUUCUUCCAUUUGAACAUCCAGGAAGACCCUCAAGAAAUUGUGUGGUUCUUAAGCCCCGUGGUGGAUGGUGUGGUGUUCCCAGAUGACCCUUUGGCACUCCUGACCCAGGGACAGGUUUCACCUGUGCCCUAUCUUCUGGGUGUCAACAACCUGGAAUUCUGUUGGCUCUUGCCUUAUAUUAUGAAGUUCCCACUAAACCAGCACAUGAUGAAAAAAGAAACCAUUGCCAAGCUGAUCUGGAAUACCAGCACCCUGUUGAAUAUCACCAAGGAGCAGCUACCACUCGUGAUGGAGGAGUACAUGGGCAACGUCACUGAGCAGGACUGGAAGAUGUUACGAAACCGUGUGAUGGACCUCGGUGCAGACGCUACCUUUGUGUACAUCACACUGCAGACUGCCCGCUACCACCGAGAUGCUGGCCUUCCUGUCUACCUGUACGAGUUUGAGCACCACGCUCCCAGUGGUAUAAUCAUCAAACCCUGCCCUGAUGGGGCAGACCACGGAGAUGAGAUCCACUUCCUCUUCGGGAGCCCCUUCUCCAAAGGCCCUUCCACAAGCGAGGAGAAGGCACUCAGCCUCCGGAUGAUGAGAUACUGGGCCAACUUUGCCCGCACAGGAAACCCCAACGGUGAGAAUCUGCCCUUCUGGCCACGCUAUGACGAGGAUGAAAAGUACCUGCAGCUGGAUUUUACCACGAGAGUGGGUACAAAGCUCAGGGAGGAGAAGAUGGACUUUUGGGUGAAACUGCGCCAGUCUUGAAGAGCUAAGAAGUGGAGGCAAUUCUGGUGGCUAUGGAGGACAGAGCCAAAAGGCUUGUUCCACCACCACCCAGACCUUGGAGGACUGGCCAUGGGCAUCUAGGGACAAGAUCUUGCCCACUCAAUCUAGGAGCUGCAGGAAUUCCCUACUGCCACCAGACCAGAGCUGGGGCCUUAGCCUGAUGUUUGGAGCCUUGUACCACCUUCUCUAGCUUGGCAUCUCAUGGUGCCCCCCCUACUUUACCAUCUUCAUUAGGUUAGGCCAGGCCCUUUCACCACCACUCUAUGUCCAGCUCCCCCCUCCCCCCAGCCUCAGGAUGACCGCAUCUCUCCCACUUUCCAAGACCUACUUACAACCCCUUCUAACAGGAAGUCCACCUGGGUUGUCACUGCCCUAUCAUUGCACCAGCUUGUCCUUUACUGUCCAUGCUGUUCAAACCCAUGCCUGUUGACAGUGGCUGUGAGGCACUAGGGAGAUUAUUCUGACAUGGAGCAAAGCUUCAAUAGCUUGAGAUCUUCUCCCCCAGCCACAUCCAUCUCCCCCAGGGCCCUUCCGAAGCCUGCACCCAGGAGAUUUCCUCUAUAAAGAUAUUUUGACUUGAUCUGAAUUUCCCCAUUUGCAAAGAGUUGGGUGGGAGGGGAGGUUUCUCAUUCUGAGACCUUGGCUGUACCUACGAUGCUACAUGCAGUCUAAGGGAGCUGCAGCAAAGCGUCUGCGCUGCAGAAUACAAGGCUUUUUUUCUUCACAGACUCAAGAGCACUCCAUCAGGAUAGCCACAUCAGGAUAGCCACAUCUCACGUGCCCCUGUCCAUCCAUUUAGGUCUUUAUGCUGCAACCAGAUGCCUCACACUCUGGCUUUCCUGCAACCCAACCAGAGCACAUUCCAGCCUGUCCCACAGUUUUUGUUUGGCUGUUUAUGUGUUUUUCUUUUUGGUGGUAAAAUAUACAUAAUGGGGUCUGCUUCAUAUCCUUGUGGUAAAAAGAAGCUGGAUCCCACACAGUGAACUAUGGUUCAAGCCCUGGCCCCAG